Molecule: messenger RNA, 3342 nt
Organism: Arctia plantaginis
Lineage: Eukaryota; Metazoa; Arthropoda; Insecta; Lepidoptera; Erebidae
Source: the annotation of a GenBank genome assembly
AUGGAUCGAGGCUACGACAAGAGGUACAGCAAGCACCAUAAGGACAAACACAAGAAGCAUGGCCAUAAGAAACACAAAUCAUAUUCAGGUAGUUCCCAUGAACAAUCUUAUGCUACUGUCAAUUCUGUUAAGCCACUGGUGGAAUAUUCAGAUGUUAGUUCGGAGGCACUGUCAGCACCAGAGGCAGGUGAGAUUGAUAGUGAGACUAGCUCAAUCAGCAGGCAUAUUGCUGAUGACCUUGAUCGAACAAGAAAGUCCCAUUCCAUACGUACAUUUGUAGAUAACAAGACAAUAUCAGUUACAACUACAAGUCGGCGGGCCAACGAAGAGUACGCCAUGAGGGAUUCCUCGGUGGGAAGAAAGAGAAGGAUAGAUGGUUACAUUGAGGCAGAGGCGGAGUUUGAUGAUCAUGGCAGGUAUAAGAAGAAAAAAGACAAACGUAAAAAGGAAAAGAGGAAGAAGAAAAAGAAGUCUAAAAAUAGGUCAAGGUCAGCAAGUUUGGAGAGUGUAUCUGCAGACGACAACGUGCCUGAGGAGCUUCCGGUCCGGGCGCCGACUCCCCAGCGCUAUCACCAAGUACCUGUGAGCGAAUGGGAGAAGGCAUCGUCUCCACUGCGCAAUGGCUCAUGUUCCCCUGUUUCGCCUAGUACACCACCACUGAUGCGGCAUGAGUCGCCUCGACAUCGUGUCGCUCUUCGAGAACCUGCAUUGCACCACAACCCAAUGCCUUACUCGCCGCACCGGGAUAGAUCUCCGAUUGUUAGACGAAGACAGAAAUCAUCAACACCCCACACGCCCAUAGCGCCUCCGUACCAUGAUACAGUGACCAUUGAUUCAGAUACAGAACAGGACUACGAGCGCAGCAGACGUGAGCGGGAGUAUUGGUUGGAGCAACAACAGCGUAUACAGUCUCCGAUCAUGGUAUCAGACUCUCCGGUGCACGAGCCGCGUAUGCGUGAGUACAGCGAGAGGCGACGGCGUUGUCGCUCGCCGCACCACCGGCGUCGCACGCGGUCAAGGGACCGCGCACGGGACCGACACAAGGAGUUCAAGACCACGCACCGGUCCCACAGCCGCGGCUCGCUGAAGCGUCGCCGCAGCGUGUCCCGCGGGCGGCGGCGCGGCUCCACGGCGUCCCCGCCCCGACACCGCGCCAAGCACCCCGACCCGCCCCGCGAGCGGCACCGAAUCAAGCACGAAUCACCUAGUCCACCAUCGAUAUUGCAACGGAGAAUCGACUUCAAGGAGAAGAUCAGUGACACUAGCCUGUUUGCUGAACUAGUCAAGGACAAACACAAAAGAGCAAAGAAACUACAGGAAAUAUUAAAUCAAAAGGAGGAAGAAUCACAGGGAGCAAUAUCAAACACAACCUCAAUUAACAACCCCGAGAUAUUAACUAUAGAUGAAUUAUCUAACGCCACUGCAGACAGUUUUACACAGAUGUCAAAAGAAAACGGUGAGAGUAUAAAGGAGAGCCAGGAGGUGUUAACCAUGGACAUCCCCAUGCCUCACAGUGACGAGUCCAACCAGGCGCCCCUGCAGCCCCCGCCAGAGUUCCGCUCCUUCGAGCUGCAUCAGAACGGCUCGCCGUCUCCCUCACCUUCCGUUACCGCUCCACCACAGCCUCCUCAGCCGCCACAACCGCCUUUACCUCCAGAGGAUAAAGAGCCAGAGAAACCGGCAUCUACAACUCCUCCACCAACAAGUACCACCGGUAGUACAGUAACUAACCCUCCAUUACCGAAGACGUCGGUGGUAGACAGCGUGUACUUACAGAACAGCCAGGCGUUGCCUACGGUACCCAAGCACAAGAGUCUCACAAAACUACCCAUGCCGCCUAACAUACAGGUUGAUGACAUAAAAACGUUAGCAAACGACAGUCCGCUGACGACGCCACCGACAAGUCCCGUCAAGAAGCCAGAAAAACCCAAACGUACCGGAAUCAUGAACUUGCCUAUGCCACCAGUGAUUCCUGGAUCCGAGGAGUUGUCAGGCGACGAACUGGACGGCUCCACUCCUCCUCCAACCUCGCGACGCGACCAGUACUCGCACGUGUUCGCCAAUAGGACCGCUACCCGAGAAGCUUCGGGAUCCAAACUGAAGAGGCCGCGCAUUCUUAAGAGGCGGGGCUCAAAAGUGGUUCCUGUUUCAACCCCUACUUAUCAUGCCAAAGACUGGGGCGAGAAGUGUGUCGACGGGUUCCAGGUCAUAACUCAGAUAGGCGAAGGCACCUACGGCCAAGUGUACAAAGCCCGAGACAAGAACACGGGACAACUGGUCGCUCUCAAGAAGGUCCGUCUGGAGAACGAGAAGGAAGGGUUCCCUAUCACAGCCGUGCGAGAGAUCAAAAUAUUGAGACAACUAAAUCAUAAGAAUAUAGUUAAUUUAAGAGAAAUAGUUACGGAUAAGCAAGAUGCUAUGGACUUUAGGAAGGACAAAGGAUCAUUUUAUCUAGUCUUUGAAUACAUGGACCAUGAUCUGAUGGGGUUGCUAGAGUCAAAGAUGGUGGACUUCACCGAGUCACACAACGCGUCCAUCAUGCGCCAGCUGCUGGAUGGGCUUGCCUACUGCCACAGAAAGAACUUCCUGCACAGGGAUAUCAAGUGUAGUAACAUAUUAAUGAAUAACAAAGGUGAAGUGAAGCUGGGCGACUUCGGUCUGGCUCGACUGUGGUCUGCGGAGGACCGACAGCGGCCCUACACCAACAAGGUGAUCACGUUGUGGUAUCGCCCGCCCGAGUUGCUGCUGGGCGAGGAGCGUUACGGCCCUGCUGUCGACGUCUGGUCUAUGGGUUGUAUCCUCGGCGAGCUCUUCCUCAAGCAUCCACUCUUUCAGGCGAACGUGGAGAUGAUGCAGCUGGAGAUGAUCUCUCGCGUGUGCGGCACGCCGGUGCCGGGCGUGUGGCCGGGCGUGGUGCGCCUGCCGCUGUGGCACACGCUGCGCCCCAAGCGCUUCCACAAGCGCUGCGUGCGCGAGCAGUUCGCCUUCCUGCCGCCGCACGCGCUCACGCUGCUCGACCGCAUGCUGGAGCUCGACCCCGAGCGGCGCAUCACCGCCGACGACGCGCUCAAGAGCCCCUGGCUGCGCGCCGUCGUGCCCGACCAAAUGCCCGCGCCGGAGUUGCCCACGUGGCAGGACUGCCACGAGCUGUGGUCCAAGCAGCGGCGGCGCCAGCAGCGCGAGCAGGAGCAGGCGCAGGCGCAGGCCAAGGGGAAGCCCUACGGGUUCGACGACAAGGACCAGCCCCGGAACGACGCGCAGGACUACAAGAGCGAGAUGUACAAGGCCGACGGCUUCAAGGCCACAGAGCCCUCGCAAGAGCCGCUCGGACAAGUCAAAUAG